AUGGAAGAAUCACCUAUAUGGAUGGAUUGUAGCAUAACUGAACAAUGCAAAGCUAUUGAAGUUUCUAUUGGUGAUGGUCUAGAGCUGGCCAGGCUUGCUGGUUCUCGUGCACAUGAAAGAUAUUUCAAUGAAAAAAGCAGCUCUCCAGAAACAAAUACUUUCUCUGUUUCUUGCCUUUGUUCUGUUUCUAAGAAGACUCCUUUCACUGCACUAGCACCACCAGUCUUCAAAGGUGAAGGAUAUCAUGUCAUGUCAGCAAGAAUGGAGAAACACAUGGAGGCAAAUGAUCUGUGGGAAGCUGUUGAGGAGGACUAUGAAGUUACUCCCUUGCCUGAAAAUCCAACCAUGGCGAUUAUGACAUUGAAAUUGGCUUUUGAGGUCUGGAAUUUCUUAAAGAAAGAAUAUGAAGGAGAUAAACGGAUCAAAGGUAUACGUACUCUUAACUUGAUCCGAGAAUUUGAACUUCAGAAGAUGCAGGAUUCAGAGACAAUCAAAGAGUAUUCUGAUAGAUUACUCAACAUUGGAAACAAUGCACAGGAACAGAGAAGACUAAUGAGGGGAACGAAACGUGAUUUUCCUCCUUGCAAGCAUUAUGGAAAGAAGAGUCAUCCACCGUUCAAAUGCUGGAGAAGGCCAGACCAGCAGUAUGAAAAAUGUCAGCAGAUGGUAGAUCAUCAGAAGGUUUUCAAAAACACUCAGCAAACUAAUGCUGCACAACUAGCUAAUCAGGAAGAUGAAGAGAAACUCUUUGUAGCGACAUGUUUGGAAACUAGCUGCUCGAGUGACAAGUGGUUUAUUUACAGUGGUUGCACAAACCACAUGACUUUUGAUCGUGAUUUUUUCAAGGAGUUGGAUACUUCAGUAAUUUCCAAAGUACAAGUUGGUAAUGGAAACUACAUUCCUGCUGAAGGCAAAGGUACUGUGGAAAUGAAAUGCUCUUUAGGUACAAAACUUAUCAAAGAUGUGUUUUUUGUACCUAAUAUUAGUCAUAGUUUGUUGAGUGUCGGGCAGAUGCUUGAGAAUGGUUUCAAACUUCUCUUUGAAACCAAUUACUGUCAAAUCAAGGAUGAAGAUGGCAGAAACUUAUUCAAGGUAAUGAUGAAGGGAAGGAGCUUUACAUUGGAUCUUUUAGAUCAUGAGUAA
This is a messenger RNA of Capsicum annuum, 1143 nucleotides long. RefSeq lists its product as uncharacterized. The transcript has 6 exons. NCBI's taxonomy places the organism in Eukaryota, Viridiplantae, Streptophyta, Magnoliopsida, Solanales, Solanaceae. The record is from RefSeq and is a predicted model, not a curated record. The coding region runs from base 1 to 1143 and encodes 380 amino acids.